Stylophora pistillata is the source of this 1324-nucleotide messenger RNA. Its product is annotated as collagen triple helix repeat-containing protein 1. The record is from RefSeq and is a predicted model, not a curated record. Lineage: Eukaryota; Metazoa; Cnidaria; Anthozoa; Scleractinia; Pocilloporidae.
AUUACCAGAUGUAUUCUCCGUUUUACAGGCAACGAGCCUUGUAAAGCUUUUACCUUCUUGCCUAAAAUUCGAAGAUAUCCACCUCUAUCAAGAGCGCUUUGCGAGACUUUCAGACCCAGACAGUCUACCUUUUGACCGACGGGUCACUAAAUAAAGAAGAUAGAUCAAUCAGAAUCGAGCAGUAAAAAGUGACGUCACUGCCUGUGAUAAAAACGGUAUCUUAUUUUUCUUUUUGCGUAGACCAUACCGUUUGUGAUCAGGGGAGGUGAGUAAUGUUUGAUCCAAUUGUUUUUGUGAUACAAAUCGCCGCCAAGUUAAAAGAACUACUAUUAAACAGGUACCACAUUAGACAGGACUGCUGUGAAUGACUCCUGGACGAUUGUUUUCUUUCAGACAGACACUCUAAUAAGAGGUUUCGCCUAAACUUUCUGACUACGUCAUCAUAGCCGCAGCAUCCUUAAAAUGCAGCCUAUGGACAUGACAGGCUUUAUCUUAUUUUACUGAUAUCUUUCUACUGUGAAGACGAUGGUCACAGUAACGACUCUUCGACUUGCCAUAUCAUCUGUUUUUCUGAUAUUUAGCUCUUAUUAUGUGACUGCAACAGUUCCAUGUAAUGGGAAUGGUCAGCCUCAGAAGAAAUGUGCUCAGUCAUGCACAACAGGAUCUUGCUGUGCACAGGGAAUUCCAGGCUCUCCCGGUUCCGCGGGACCGGCAGGUGUUGCGGGUCCACCAGGCGCUACUGGUCCCCAGGGCCCCGCCGGGUCACCAGGAGUGAAUGGAUAUCCAGGAGGACCAGGCCCAGCGGGACCGCAGGGAACUAAAGGCCCUCCUGGACCUCAUGGAGGUAACUGGAAACAGUGUGUCUACAACAACCUGAGAGACGAAAGAGAUAAUGGGCUAAUCACGGUGUGUGUUUUCAAGAAGAAUUCAAAUAAGACUGGUUUGCGAGUCUUUUGGAACGGUGCGUUUCGUAUCUACAACUGCAACCAUUGCUGCAAGAGGUGGUAUUUCACCUUUAACAGUGCUGAAUGCAGUGCACCCUUACCUAUCGACGGAAUAGCUCACAUGCGUUCUGGUGGCCCACCAAAUCCGGUGAAAGACAUUCACCGGGUUCGCCACAUCGAAGGAGUGUGCGAGAAAGUUCCAAUGGGGGUGGUGCGAGUGGGGUUGAAUCUCGGAAACUGUGGCUUGAAUAUCAGUCCUGGUGACGCCAACACUGGCUUUAAUUCAGUGUCCCGGAUCUAUAUAGAGGAAGUCCCGCCUCCGCAGGACUAACCUCUUCAAGGUGACACGAAGCAAGCUGUAGUUAACAAAUGGUAAACAC